AUGCUGCCUGAUGCCUCCAAGCCAUUUCACGUUGUUUGUGACGCAAGCAACUUUGCGAUUGGAUGUGCCCUCAUGCAAUGUGACGACGGGGGCCGAGAGCGCGUCGUGAGUUUUCAGCGGCAGAUGAAACCUGCCGAGAGAAACAAUCCGGCACAAGAUAAAGAAUCUCUGGCUAUGCGUUAUGCUCUGAUCAAGUUCAGGGCAUAUUUACUCGUCGAGAAGAUGUUUUCAGUAUAUACAGAUCACGUAUCACUGCGUACCACCGUCAAGACCCCUCCCGUGUCUCAGCAUACGGCUCGUUGGUUGUUUUUCUUCUCAGAGCCUAACUUCGUGGUAUUUUACUAG
Messenger RNA from Peronospora belbahrii, 345 nucleotides. Lineage: Eukaryota; Oomycota; Peronosporomycetes; Peronosporales; Peronosporaceae. The record is from the annotation of a GenBank genome assembly.